AUGAUUGGAUAUCGGAGGCAAGAAAGAUCAAGAGAAUCAAAUCAAGCAGCCCAAACUCUGGAGGAAGAGAUCGCAAAGAGCUUAGAGAGGAGGAGGAAGAGACCUUCGAGGGGCGAGGGGAGGGAGGCUGAGAAGAAGAGGAGAGAGAUCGUGGAGGAAUCCUCCAAUGAAAUGGAAGUUGAGCAGGACAGUGAGUUGGAUCUGCCAGUGAUCAAUCUUCCUCCUGCUACCCCUAGACAGCCUUUCUCAGUUGCAGCAUCUAUCACUCCCUUCCUGUCUGCCAACAACAACAACUGUUCAGACAAACAAACAAACAACAACAGUAAACAAUCAAGUGACAACAGUAAACAAACUGGUAAACAAACAACAGAGAAAGAAAACAACUCUAGAGAGACUACUUCAGCAACAAACAAAGACGAAGAUUUUCGAGAACCGAGUUCAAAGGUUGCCACCAAGAAGAACAGGGCGGGUUCAAAGGUCGUUUCCAAGUCAACCAAAAGGGCAGUAACAACGAAAAAGUCGACCAAAUCGACAAAGAGUACCGUCGCGGCAAAGAAACGUGCUGUCGUCCUCGGAAAGAUUAAUACUAAGAAAAGAGGUGGAGGACACUACGACCCACGUGUGGUGACGGCAGAGGCAGGAGAACGGUCAAUGUUCUAUCUGCCACCGUCAGAGGAUGCUGGGUCCUCUCUCUGGACUGGUUGGAGGCAGCGACGUGUGGCUGGAGGAGGAGAGAGACAUGAGAUGACUGACAGCUUCCCCGCUGCCAAAUAUUUCAGAGAGGAGAGGGAGGAGGCAGGUCAUCUGUACAGGUCCAGUCUCUUCAAGGAGGCAGGCUCUGUGUGUAUCUCUCCCUCAACCUCUCCCCCUGCCCUCCAGCUGGAGAUGCUUCUAGUGGCUGGCGGAGCUAACGUGACUCGGAGUAUGAGGAAGGCAGAUGUAUGUGUUGGCUGCCACUCUCCGCGAGAGGGUCUGGAUGAGGGAGGAGCUGUCAGCGUGACUGAGGCAUGGAUACUCGGUGUGUCAGAGUUUGGAGGCAGGGAGGUGGCUGGAGGAGGAGAAGUUUGAGAUGACUGACAGCUUCCCCUUUGCCAAAGUAGGCCACUGAAUGUGUCUUUAGCAGUGGAAUAUUGCGCGAUUACAGUGCAGUUUUUGCUGCAUGAAGACUAGCUUUACGCGUGAUCCUUACACUACUUUUGUGAUGGUAAUGGUGGUGCUAAUUCAAUCAAAAACAUGU
Molecule: messenger RNA, 1237 nt
Organism: Geodia barretti
Lineage: Eukaryota; Metazoa; Porifera; Demospongiae; Tetractinellida; Geodiidae
Source: the annotation of a GenBank genome assembly